GCUGUUUGGAAGGCGGAUCGGGCGGGCGCUCACAUCUGGCGGGGCUCCGCUCCUGCUCCUGACGCGGCGGCCGCUCCUCCGGCUCUUCCUUCACUUUCCAGAAACCCGUUUCCGCUUCUGGCCGAGACCGGAGCCCAGGAGACCGAGGUGCGCGCCGCCUGCGCCGCCUCCCCUCCCCGCCGUCCCGGACUCUCCCCGGCUUCCCGCUCUCCCGACACGUCUGCGCUCGGCCGGCCCGCGGCCCGAGAUGCUCUGAGGCGGCGCUGGGCAGAGGCCGGAGGGCCGGCCGGAGGCGCUGGGACCAUGGGCUCCCGCGGACCCGCACGCGUGGUGGCGUGCUGCCUGCUGCUGGCCUUCGCCUGUGGCCCCGUGCUGGGCCGCGUGCCCCCUGACCAGGAGGAGCCGCAGGAGCCAGAGGGCACCGAGGAGCCGCUGCGGGACCGGGACCCUGCAGAGAGGGCGGAAGACAGGCAUGGCGGGUACGGCCCCCGGCAGGGCGAGGAGCCCCCGGCCUCCCGGUGUUACCGCUGCUGCGACCCCGGCGCCCCCCUGUACCCCUCGGUGCCGGUGCCGCAGAUCAACAUCACCAUCCUGAAAGGGGAGAAGGGCGACCGGGGCCUGCGGGGCCUGCAGGGGAAGCUCGGCCGGCCGGGCGCCGCGGGCGUGCGCGGCCACGCCGGCCCCAAGGGCCAGAAGGGCUCGGCGGGCGCCCCCGGCGACCGGUGCAAGAGCCACUACGCGGCCUUCUCGGUGGGCAGGAGGAAGCCGCUGCACAGCGACGCCUACUACCAGACGGUGGUGUUCGACACGGAGUUCGUAAACCUGUACGGACACUUCAACAUGUUCACCGGCAAGUUCUACUGCUACGUGCCCGGCGUGUACUUCUUCAGCCUCAACGUGCACACGUGGAACCAGAAGGAGACCUACCUGCACGUGAUGCGCAACGCGGAGCCCGUGGUCAUCCUGUACGCGCAGGUCAGCGACCGCAGCAUCAUGCAGAGCCAGAGCCUGAUGCUGGCGCUGGGCGAGCAGGACGAGGUGUGGGUGCGGCUCUUCCGCGGGGAGCGCGAGAACGCCGUCUUCAGCGACGAGUUCGACACCUACAUCACCUUCAGCGGCUACCUGGUCAAGCCGGCCGCCGAGCCCUAGCCCGGCCCCCGGCCCCUCGCCCCCGCCUGCCCACGCCACCCCCGGCCCGGCACCGGGCGCCCGCCGCCGGCAGCUCUCCCCACGCUGGGGGCCCCACGCCCCUGCUUUGGUGUUCGACACGAGGCCCCGCACAGGAGAGGGAGGGACGAGCAGCCGUGGGGCGGGGGGCCGGGGGCCGGGGGCCGGGGGCCGGGGGCCGGGCCUUGCCGUCUCCGGAGGUAGGAUCAUCUCUGGAGGUGAGAUCGUGGUGGAGCAGGCGGGUGAGGCUGGCGAGCGCUCCCCGUUGUGGGAGAAUCCUUAAGUGACCCCGGCCGUCCCUCCUCCUGAGGCUCCAAACGAUCAUGCAGAUUUGGAAAGCGGAGCCGAGCCCGGGAACCGCAGGGAGAGGAGGGUGGCGGCUGCCCUCCCGCAGCCCGCAGCCCCCGGGGCCCCCGUCUCUGAGGCUGCAGGAGACGCCUUUCCCAGGAGGAGGCAGCGGCCACACCGGCUCCGUGCUUUAGGCCACAGGCAGCCUCCACGGCCAGCCCAAGCGGCGUCCACUCCGGGACAGCCUGGGCCUCGCCGAGGGCUCGGGGUCUUUCUGAGCCGCGGCAGCGGAGGGGAGGGGGGGGUCGGGCUGCAGAGGGACCGCCGGCCCUGACAGCUGCACCGCAGGGCCCGGACCUGCGGAUGUCCCUCCUCCAGCAAAGCUCAGGGCCCCCAGCGCGGAGCGGCACGGCCUGGCCUGACCCCCUCACUCCCGUCCUCGGUCCUCACCUCUGCCCUCCCCGCAGACACGCCGCCCGUGCAGCAGCCUCGGAGGCGGCAGCCGUGGCGGUUAGACGGUCAGACAUUUUCCUACGAGACCCCUCCCGUCUCAGCUCGCAGCGGGAGGAGCUGGAGGCUCGGCCCCCGCCUGCCUCGGGGUUCCAGGGACAGGCAGCCCCACCCACUGGGGCCAGACGCCCGCUGGGUGGGGGUGGGCGCCCGGGUGCUCUGGCCUGCGGCCACCUGUGGCCGGGCAGCCAUCCCCGCUCCGGGAAUGCCCAGGCCGGCCACUCCUACUGCCGGCCUCGGCCCCGAGUCUCCCCUUCACCAUCCGGGGCCCCCGCGUCCCCCCGAAGGAGCUCUGCUGGUCAGACGCCCGACUCCGUGCCUCUGGCGUGCCCCCCUCAGGGUGCCCCCCGCCGCUUCCCGCUGCCCUGACGCUCUCAGAAACAUUAAACUUGGCAUCGUGUGUUCAGCA
Pipistrellus kuhlii (Kuhl's pipistrelle) is the source of this 2374-nucleotide messenger RNA. RefSeq names its product C1q and TNF related 1 (gene C1QTNF1). Gene Ontology annotation, molecular function: protein binding. The record is from RefSeq and is a predicted model, not a curated record. The coding region runs from base 304 to 1149 and encodes 281 amino acids. Lineage: Eukaryota; Metazoa; Chordata; Mammalia; Chiroptera; Vespertilionidae. The transcript is spliced from 4 exons.